This is a messenger RNA of Leishmania braziliensis MHOM/BR/75/M2904, 681 nucleotides long. Its product is annotated as putative CDP-diacylglycerol--inositol 3-phosphatidyltransferase. Gene Ontology annotation, biological process: phosphatidylinositol biosynthetic process. Gene Ontology annotation, molecular function: CDP-diacylglycerol-inositol 3-phosphatidyltransferase activity. The transcript has a single exon. Bases 1 to 681 code for a protein of 226 amino acids. Lineage: Eukaryota; Euglenozoa; Kinetoplastea; Trypanosomatida; Trypanosomatidae. Gene Ontology annotation, cellular component: membrane; Golgi apparatus. The record is from RefSeq and is a predicted model, not a curated record.
AUGGCGCCAAAGCCGGCGAGUCCGAAUCCGGUAAAGAUUUUUUGCUUUGUACCGAACAUCAUCGGCUAUUUCCGCAUAGCGGCGUCCAUCGCGGCCUACCUGGUGGCACGCGACUACCCGGCUCUAUGCCUCCUGCUCUACACGGUCUCCUUUGUGUUAGACACGGUCGAUGGCAAGGUGGCUCGCGCGUUGGAUCAGUGCUCGCACUUAGGGUCCAUACUGGACAUGCUCACCGAUCGCGCCUCGACGGCUGGUUUCCUGUUGGUGCUUGACGGCGUGCUGCAGCCCAUGCCGUACCGCUACACAUGCGCUCUUGCCAUGCUUCUCUUUCUGGACGUGGGGUCGCACUUCUGCCGGAUGUACGCCUCCGUCUUUGCCUCAAAGGUCAGCCACAAGGACGUCUCGGACAGCAUCUUCUGGCUGCUGCGCGUGUACUACUCGAAACGUCACGUGAUGGGCGUCCUCUGUGUCGGGCAGGAGUUCGCAUACAUUUUUCUCUACGCCUGGGCGAGCUACGCGAGCAUCACGGAGCUGGGGAGCGUUUUCUGGUGCGCCUUCGUGGUGUGUGCCGUGCCGUGUUUCCUGAAGCAGGUGGUCAAUGUGCAACAGCUGGUGGAUAGUCUCUACCACAUUGCCUGCGUGGACGCUCAGGAGCGCUGCGCGCAAGGUAAACGCGCCUAA